UUUUUACAGUUAGGGGAUAUGAUUAGCUACUUUAACACUUGGCUUGUGUAGCUAGUAAUUCAAUGCGUAUACUUUCUGUUAGUCAAUUGUUUUUUCUUCAUAAUUAGCUGAUGAGAUACCUCAAGCCGAGCAAGCUGGCUUGAUCCCUGCUGAAGACUUUGGAAAUGCGGAAUCUGCUGAUAAUCUGGAUGCAGCAGUGGCUGCACCUGAAGCUUCACCUGUGCCAGCUGCUCCAGCUGCUGAUGAAUACAAUGAUAACGACGAUGACGACGAUAGCAACAGCUUUUCGCCUUUUGGGUUUGCAGGAAAAAAAGGCGAUGCCUCGUACAACGUCUUCUUCCCCAUCCACUUCAGUAGCAGCAGAGCUCGUAGCUUCGAUGGUUUCAGCUCCUACCAUGCUGUAGCUAACUCUCUAGCCACUGGUAGAAAGGGCGUUGCCACUAGCCAUGCGACAUCGCUUCCAUCAGCAGCUGCAUUCCAGCAGAAACCUGCUGAAGCCUAACCGCUCACCAGAUAGCCGUAUUGCUGUUAUGGAGACGUUUAUGUAAUUUAUUAAAGAUUCCGAUGUUGAUAAUUUAGAUGGAACUAAUAAAGUUUGUUGUGG
Molecule: messenger RNA, 604 nt
Organism: Acanthoscelides obtectus
Lineage: Eukaryota; Metazoa; Arthropoda; Insecta; Coleoptera; Chrysomelidae
Source: the annotation of a GenBank genome assembly